Molecule: messenger RNA, 1176 nt
Organism: Daldinia vernicosa
Lineage: Eukaryota; Fungi; Ascomycota; Sordariomycetes; Xylariales; Hypoxylaceae
Exons: 2
Coding region: 37-1053 (338 amino acids)
Source: RefSeq, a predicted model, not a curated record
CAUCAGACGGACGAACUCAAGAAAAGUCUAUUCGAAAUGAACAUAAAAUCCAAGACAUUAAAGAACCCAGUCAGGGCAGACGACCUUAAUACAUACCACAGCGGAGACCUCGGUUUAUACGUCCUUCGAACCCUCAAGGCGUUUCUCAACUCAGCUGCUUCACCGGAUUCGGCAGAUAAUAUACCCUACCGCAGAAAGGGAACUUCUUUAAAAGAAAAUGUGCCGUGCAAGGCAAACGACGGACCCUCUCCCGCUACCGUAGCAACGCAGUACCUACUCCACGACCAAAGCCGAGUAAUCCAAGACUUCGAGGACGCCGCAUCGCCAAGCAACAUCGACAGCUCGGAGAUGCGCCAACUAUCCGCCUUGACCAAGCGAGAAGAAUUCCAAACCUGGCUACGAGAAGACAGCAGCAAAGCGACGAAGCUCCUCAUCCACGGCGGCCUCGACGACGAUAGCAGCACCCUCUCCGCCCUCUCCUACCUCUGCGCGCGCAUCCCCAUGGAAUACCUCCGGAAAGCCCGCACGGGAAUCAUAUGCCUGCACUACUUCUGCAGCCUGCAGCGAGCGCGUCGGGACCACCCCGCCGGCGCAUUCGACAUCGCGCGCAGCCUCUGCGGCCAACUGCUUACCCACGCCGAGCUGGCAUCCGCUUUCGACCUAAGUUUCCUCGACGAGAAAUGGCUGCGCGGGAUCCGCGAGGAGCAGAGCUUCGUCAAAACAUGCCAGUUAUUCCUGCGUCUGCUGAAGCAGCUCGACGGGAGGAAGAAGGCGAUGAUGGUAUUCUGCUUCAUAGACUCCAUCUCGCUCUACGAGACGGGCAAGCUGCGGCACGAUACCGAGAGGCUCUUCUCGUCGCUCGAGGAGUAUUCCAAGUCCCAAAGACGCCGGCAGAGAGGGAAGAGGCCCAAGUUGAUAUUUAAGCUGCUUGUGACGGAUGCUAUGGCGACUGGUUACGUGCGCAAGUAUUUCAGGAGAAAGGGGGAGAUGAUAGAUAUGGAUGAAGGUGAUGAGCGUGACGAUGACGUAGAUUUAGACGUACUUUACGGUUAACUUUUAUCCUACCCAGAUGUCUUUACCUCGGCAAGUGGUGAUAAUAGAACCUUUGUUUUCCCUCUUGAAGUAUCGAAGCUCUAAUACCUAGAAAAGACGACUACCUAUAUAUCGUCGUAUACA